Messenger RNA from Syngnathoides biaculeatus (alligator pipefish), 1232 nucleotides. RefSeq names its product CUB and sushi domain-containing protein 1. The record is from RefSeq and is a predicted model, not a curated record. The coding region runs from base 1 to 642 and encodes 213 amino acids. NCBI's taxonomy places the organism in Eukaryota, Metazoa, Chordata, Actinopteri, Syngnathiformes, Syngnathidae. The transcript has 5 exons.
AUGAGGUUUAAUCCACUGCUGCUGCUGUUCUUAACGUCCUUGCAGAGGGCAACUUCUCAGGUGUCUGAAUGGAUCGAAGAGGUAGAAGUUAGUGGGGACACAGAAUGGAUUGCGGAGCCAGAUUUCCUGGGAGACAUCUACUGGUCCGGGACAGCUCCACUCUGCCUGGCCGGCUGCAAGGCGCGCCACCAUGAGCUUGGGCGAGACCCCUGUGGAGACUCCAGCUGCUGCUGGCUGGGCUACAAGUCCCUUUGCCGAGUGAACUGCGGGAAGCCAGAUGUGGAUUAUAAUGGCAUCGUCUACGGAAAUGACUGGUGGGUGGGAUCUGUGCUGAGGUACUCAUGUCGUCCUGGCUUCAUGCUAGUUGGAAACGCCACCGGGACCUGCCAAGCAAAUGGUCUCUGGACUCCGAAACCUUCAUGCCUCAGAAUGUGCAAAAAGGGCUCCAUUGAAAUCAGUGAGCGAGAACUGAAUGGAACAUGCAACUCGAGCUGUGCACAGAAAAGCUACUCGGGCCCUCCAAAGCAAGGCUGUACUCAGAUACACAACUGCAAGAAGAAGGAGACUGGCUGGAAGCGGUUCUUUGCUCAGUGUGUCCCUUGCAUCUGUGACUGUGCUUUAUCAUGCCUGUUUACAGGCUAAAAUAAAGAAGGGAGACAUCACAUGGAAAAAACAAAGACAACUAUUGUUCACCUGGUGUGUAGUGUUCUGUAGAGUUGAGCCGAGUUAUGUUUGACAUUGAGUCAUUUCAUUUCUUUAUUUCUAUAUUCCGAACUCUUUUGAAAAAAAUUAAAAUAUCCCAAGAGAUCUGGUUUUUUUUGUUGUUGUUGUUGUUUUAACCUCAUUAAAUAUACAGUAUUCAUGAUAAUGUAACUAGCAUAGGAUACACCAUGAUGUGUAGCGCACGCUGUGGUUUAUUGUGAGUUAAUGCUAAACAUACAAGAGAGGAAUGAAAUGGUGUCGCUUCGUGGCUUCAGCGCUUCAUCCAUCUGUCCCUCUGAGAGCUGAAACCUUAAUCUCAUUACAAAAGGGAGGAGCAUCAAUGCAAGCUCAGGGUUCACAUUUAACACAGAAAAUGUUGACCAAUAUGCAGCAAGCCACAGAAAGGUAUGAAAAAAUGGCACCAAAACAAUUAUUUGGUUUGCAAAGUGUGUAUUUUUAAUGUCAUUCGUCAAUAUGUUAUGUUAAAGCCGAGGCACAGUUGCAGCUCACCUCACUUUAAAUGCAUGUUG